GUUUCUGCCAAUCCAUCGCCACCAAACCAAACCAACUUUCCAACGCACAUCUUCUCUCCCAAACUCUCUUUCUCUCUAUCUCUCUCUAGUCUACUUGAGAUUUACCCAUUUCUCUUCUAUCUAGCCCUUCAAUCUCUUCUUCUUCACCAUCACCUUCUGCACCAAAUCUGUGCAACAAUGGCGAGUUCACGCAUUGCGAGGUUCGUCAUGGAGGUAGCCCCGCCACAGUAUGUGACUGUGAUGAGGCACAGAACAUCAAAGAUGUUGGAUACAAUUACUGAAGAGGACCACAGGGAAAUCGGCAGCCUCAACAACGAUCAUCAUCCUCAUCAUGGUUCAUCAUUCUCAUCAUCAUCAUCAUCAUCUUCUUCUUCUUCUUCUUCACCGUCGUCUUUAUUCCCUAAAAGUUCAUCAGCAGCAGCAGCAUCCAUAUCAUCGGCAUCUUCAUCAUCCUCAGUUUCAAUCCCAAGUGCUGAUUCCAAGUACUUCCUCAAGGAGGUUCAUCGAUCGCUCUCCAACUUGAACCACUGAGAGUGAUGAGAUGGUAAAAUGAAGACGCUAGCAGAUUCAUAGCAAAUCCAAAUCCUCGGCUGAAAUAGAAGUGUCUCAACUUUUCCUUUAGGGAAGAUCAAAUACUAGAACUUAUGUUCAUCUUUCUAUGCAUAUAUAUAAGACAAUUUUAUAUCCAA
Messenger RNA from Prosopis cineraria, 689 nucleotides. Its product is annotated as protein DSE2. The coding region runs from base 178 to 531 and encodes 117 amino acids. The transcript has a single exon. NCBI's taxonomy places the organism in Eukaryota, Viridiplantae, Streptophyta, Magnoliopsida, Fabales, Fabaceae. The record is from RefSeq and is a predicted model, not a curated record.